CUUAUUAAAUAGAAUGAUGAUAGAAAAUGGUUUUUGAGGAGUCUGGAACUAUCCAAAUUGGAUAUACAACACUCGCCUCAUAGCCAUGAUUGGGAAGCUAAAGAAAAUAGUCGGAACCGAUGGGGAUGGAGUGGGUGGAGGUGCACUUGCGGGUAUCCCAUCGGGCGUGAAGGUCAUGGGCGCACAUCUGCAGAGGAAGUUCGCCCGGGGAGUUCAGUACAACAUGAAGGUCAUCAUCAAAGGAGAACGCAAUACUGGAAAGAGCACUUUACUGUAUAGGUUGCAGGGAUACAAGUUCGUGUCAGACUACAACCAAACUGAGGAGAUUCAAGUGGCUGUUAUACAUUGGACAGCUGCCACUAGUGCAACUGAAGUUGUCAAGGUAGAUGUCUGGGACAUAGUUGACAAAGGAAAGUGUCGUAGAAAGAAUGGAGGGCUCAAAUUGUCAAAUGAUCCAUCGGGCGACGACAAACCGAAGCCCAACCAGCACAUGGAAGCCUGUCUCGAUGCUGAUUUCCUAGAUGUAUACCAAGGAACACACGCUGUCAUUUUUGUAUUCGAUAUCUGCAAACAGUGGACUUACGAUUACGUCAUCAAAAACUUACCUCUAGUUCCCCACGAGAUCCCAGUUUUAGUCAUGGCCAAUUUCAUGGACAACCAAGAAAACAGAGUGGUAGGGGAGCCCACUGGCAUGAAACGUAUGCUGAAAAGUGCGGCCAAUAGACCACUCAUUGCUGCUCCAGUUGUGGUCAUAGAAAGUUCUCUCAAAGACGGUUUUGGUCUCAAAAUGGUUCACCAGUUCUUCAAUUUGCCUUUCUUGUCGCUACAGCGCAAAUCGCUCAACCAGAUGCUGGAGACUAAUAAACAGAACCAGUUGAAAAUUAACGAUUUCUUCCGAGGUCUGGACGAUACAGGAAACAAGGAAGUGGAUUACGGGGUGUUUUUGGAAAAGGUUGAGGAACGGCGCACUAAGACAGCUUCUCUUUCGCUUUCAUCUCCUGAUAAAGGAGUUUCCCCUUCUCACAGUGCAAUUUUCAACAACGCAUCAUCUGCCAACGUCAGUCCCUCCAAGCACUCGGCUGUAACUGAUUCCCAGAAGCAGCCAGGAACUAGCGAAGGCAUCGGUUCUAAACUGACAAGAAUGUUCAGCAAGCGGCAGAAAAGUGCGCCAAUCGGUUCGAAAGAUGCAAGUGCUAAUCAACCUGAGAAUUUGGACAAUUUUUUGAGUGGGAAUCAAGGAGCAGAUGGUGAGAAAGGUGGAACUAAAAAACGAGAUCCGGAGAAUUCAGAUGAUAAUGAAAACGAGAACCCGAUGGUUGAUGGUUUCUUCGAAGAUUUCGCGAGCGACGAAAACCCGUGCUUUGAAGUACCUGAUAAGGAACUGGUUAAAGAGACCAAAAAGUCGAAGAGUGUCAAAGCAAGAAAAAUUUCUUCAAGCAGUGAAGAAGAAGAAGUGGAAAAGCCUCAAACAACACAGCAAGACCUGUUCGCUCCUAUGCCAGAUAUUAUAACGGAUGAUCUGGAUCCGUUCCAAAAUAAUCAAGACAAUGAUUUUGAACUGAUGUUUGUGACUGAUGCCUCACCUGAGCACACAAAGCCUAAACAAAACAAAGUACCAAAACCCCGAAAAAUUUCAACUGGUUCAGAAGCAAGCGAUGAAGAGCAGCAGUACGAGCCACAGAUAGUCGAAAAGAAGACACGCAGUAAGAAGCAAACAAAUGUGAAGGGAUCCAAAAAGACUUCAAAGAAGGAAGCCAAGACAGUCUCAGGGAAGAAAACUAAGUUAAUAUCGGAUGAUAGCAGUGACGAUGAGGGGGUUGAAGGGAAAGGUGGCAGAGGAAAUAUGUCGUCGACUACCACUUCGGAGGGUGGCGAGGUUCUCUCGGACGACAGCAGUCAGUAUAGUCUCCCAUCUGACGACCCAGAGGGCGAUGACAACUUUAAGCAGUACAUUCGCAACCAGGCGAAACCUAACAUACAGCAGCUGAACGAAGUCAGUGCGGUUAUGUCGAAGGCAGCUUCCAAAUUGCCUGCGCGCAGAAGACAGAAAAAGAGCUCAGAAAGGGUGCUGAUGUCAGACACAGACUCGUCAGGCACUGACAACGAAAAGGGCAACCUUGAUGAAAAGACAGAAAAAGGCGGGAAGAAGUCAAAACAACAAGUGCACAGUUUUAAAAAUGGUAGAGAUAAAAUUCCAGAUUGCCAUAGUAAGAAUAGGUCCUCAAUUAAUGAUCAGUUACUUGAGCGAGAUGAUGAUGAUGAUGAUGACGAUGAUGAAGAUUCGAAAGUGAAUCCUCUUGUUAAUACUAACUAUGAAGAAAAUGAUCUAGAUGUUUUCUUCGCGCACAAUAAUAAAGAUGUACAGCCAAAUGAAGCGCUGGAAGAAAUGCCAGAUGUAGAUUACUUGCCAGUAGGGUCACAAGAAAAACCGAACAAAGCGAAUCAUGUAGUCACACCCCAAAAUACAGUUAAAAUACUCGAUGGAACAGAACAAGAAGAUGUAGACAAUUCGUUAGCCUCGCCCACGCUGAACUUAAUGUUGAACUCAGGUGAACUUGACUUCUUAGAAACAGUUGCAGUAAAUACGAAGCCUAAAAAAGAGCCAACUGACAAGAAGAAGAAAACUAAGAAGCAGCAAGAUAAUGAUGCAGAUGAACCGAAGAAGAGUAAAGCUGGUUCUAAAAAUAAAGACGGCAAAAACCAGAGGAAAACAUCAAAAUCAGCUAAAUCUGGAAAAGGGUUAGCGGUUUUGCUCGACUUUGAGGAACCGUCUUUGGAAAACAAUGAAGAACCUUUGGUUGCUGACUUUGAAAAAUCAGACGAGUUAGAGGCUACUGAAAAAAAGAAAGGUAAAAGUAAAAAGAAGGUCGACAAAGGGGUAAACGGGGAAAAGAAAACAAAGAAGAAGGCGAAAAAAGAAAGGCCGAAAGAUGGAAGCAGCUCAGAAGCGAAUCAGGGGAGUCCGCAAAACAACCCGACUAUCCAGUUCCAAAAUGAUGGCUACGAGAGUCUAUAACAGUAAAAGAUAUGUCAGAAUCAGUUGAAAGUAUUCUUCUUGUCAGUAACAGACCAGAAAAUGACACUAGUUUAGGUGAAACUUAAUUGUAGGUUUACUUAAGAAACUUAUGCCAUCGUGCUGAAAUGUAGAAUGUACUUUUCUCACUACUCUGGUCUGGUAUAAAUAGAUUGAUAUAUGAGGGUGAUUUUCAUAUGUUCGUUUGUUUGGUUUCGUGUCACAAUCUGUUUGUUUGUUUUGGCUUGGGUUUCUAUUGUAAAUCUAAUGUUCUCAUUCCAGAGUCACUCAUGUGUUGAGCAUAGAACUGGUGUUUUAGAAGGCCAUCUUUUUACUGACUUGGUUCCUGGUAAUAAAAGGUAAUUGUGUCUAAAUUAGAUUGUUCUACGGUGGCAUAUAAAUGGGCCGAAAUCAACACAAGCUGUUACCCAAUAUUUAUGCAAAAUGGGCCUUUCGCCCAAAUUUUUUAAUUUUGCGAUUUUUAAAUUUUCAAUGUUUAAAUGAAGAGAACAAUGAUUACAGUGAUUGGUUUGGUUAAUGGAAAUAUGAUCACUUUAUUCUUU
Messenger RNA from Symsagittifera roscoffensis, 3576 nucleotides. RefSeq names its product rab-like protein 6. Gene Ontology annotation, cellular component: cytosol; nucleus. Lineage: Eukaryota; Metazoa; Xenacoelomorpha; Acoela; Convolutidae. The transcript is spliced from 5 exons. Gene Ontology annotation, molecular function: GTP binding. Bases 86 to 3016 code for a protein of 976 amino acids. The record is from RefSeq and is a predicted model, not a curated record.